AUGGAUAUUCAUUACGAUUUUGAUUGUCCAAAAGAUCGAUUGAUGAUUGGAGAAGGAAAACAAGAAAGAUUGAAUAUUCUACACACUUAUUGUCAUACAAUGGUUGAUAAAAAGAAUGGAUAUAUGGAUGUGGAUAAAUUUGAGGAUAGAUUUAAACAAAUCACUUCGAAGAGUAGAUAUAUGACAAUUGAUUGGGUAACUGAUGAGAUAAAUGAAGCUGCUGGAUGGGUUUUGGAAUAUCAAUUUGUGAAUGAGGCGGACAGUAGGUUUUUUGAAGUUUUUGUUUAUUCAAAUGUUUUCAAAGUCUAAAAAUAUUAUAUUUAUUUCUAGCUUGUGGUUUCCAUGUCAAGGGAAUGUCUGGAAUUGUGGAAUCUCCUAAUUAUGGAGUGUCAGAUUAUCCUGCAAAAUCUCAAUGUAUUUGGGAUGUUCAAGUUCCGUUAGGUUAUCAUAUCAAUUUGAAGUUCAAAGAUUUUGAUGUUGAACAAUCACAAAAUUGCACGAAAGAUCAAUUAGUUGUGUCAGAACUCCCAAAUUAUCUAGCAAAAGUUCCGGCUGGAAAUUAUUUGUUUGUUUUGAAUGAUGCGAGAGAUGAUCCACCAUUAUGUGGAACAAAUAUACCAGAAUAUAAAGAGACUGAAACAACGAGAAUUCGAUUGAAUUUUACGACCGACGAAAAAGUAAAUGGAAGAGGUUGGAGAGUUGAAUGGGAAGCGAAAUGUGGAGCGAUAUUUGAAUCGAAUCAUGGAGUUAUCACUGCACCAAAUUAUCCAGAUGGUUAUCCAAAUGAAAAUAUUGAAUGUGAAUAUAUUAUCAAAGCAGAUGCGAAAGAUGUUGUUGCUUUGAAAUUCGAAGAUCUUGAUGUUUCCAAAUUUACAACACAUUACGAUCGAACACCAUGUAAAGAGGAUUACAUUCAAAUUUUAGAGUAUCCUUCUCGUAGAGUUGUUCUAACACUUUGCGGAGAGACUCAGAUUCCUGAUGAAGCAUUGACUAUUCGAGGAGCUGUUUUGAUCAAAUUUGUUUCUUCAAGAUUAUUUAUUGGAUCAGAUAAAACGAGAAAAAAUGACAGAGGAUUCAAGUUGGCAUAUAAUAUUAAUUGUGAGUUGUUUUUUAUUUCAACAAAUCAUUUAUUUAAUAAGUUAAUAUUUCAGUCUGUGGUGGAGACAUUCUUUUAUCAAACACUACUGAUUUGUCAGCUGAAAUUGAAAGUCCUGCAUUCCCUCUGCCUUAUGUUAGAGAUCUUGAUUGUGUUUGGAAUAUUACAACUUCAUCAGAUCGAGAGAUAAAUGUAAAAUUCGAAAUUAUGGAUUUGGAAGAGGUUUCUGAUUGUUCUGCAGAUUAUAUUGAACUAUUUAAUUCUGCCGAAACCAAGAAUUCGUUAGGAAAAUUCUGUGGAGGAAUCAAAGCGUUAGUUUAUAAAUAGAAACAUCUCGUAUAAAUUCCUUCAUUUUUUUUGUAGAAUGCCUACAAAUAUAAUUCGAACAACUGGUCCAAAUCUCCUUAUCCACAUGAACACUGAUCAUACAAUUCAUUCUGGUGGAUUUAAAAUGAUAGUAACCUCAUCUCUUGGUGCAAAAAGUGGAUGUGGUGGAAAUUUGAUAGCAACAGAAGAAUGGCAAACAUUUAGCCAGCCAAAAGAUGAGAAUGGAAAUUAUCCUGGACAUUUACAUUGUGGUUGGACCAUCAAAGCUCCUGUUGAUCAUCAAAUUCGAUUGAAAAUCAAUGAUAUUGAUACGGAGAAAUUGCAAAGUUUGCCUGGAACUCCACAAAAACCGUUCUGCACUUCUGAUUCGCUUAAUAUUUAUGAUGGACUUCAAAACUUCUCGCCAAUAUUGUCAGGUGAUAUUUGUAGUGGUGGAAAUAUUCCAACAUCACAAAUUGUUUCAAGUGGAAGAUAUGUUUAUGUUUAUUUUGUAUCGGAUCAUGGUGGAAGUGGAAGAGGAAUAAAUGUAUCAUAUUCAAUUGAAAAAGCAAAUUGUGGUGGCUGGAUGAAAGCAGAAGUUGAAUCAAAGUCGAUUCGAAUUAAAACUGAUACUUCUGAAGAAGAUGGAAAUCAUGAGAAGACUCAUCAAAGAUGCAAAUAUAUGAUUGAAGGAAAUAAAACGGAACCUGUUAUUAUUCAUUUCAAAGAAUUCAAUAUUCCAUCAUCGGAUAAAAAUUGUGAACAAAGUUAUGUUGAAAUUCGAGAUGUUGGUUCAAUCAAUGAAUGUCAACAUGCAGCUUGUGCACAACAAUCAGCACAAAGAAAAGUUACGCGAAUUUGUGGAACAAGAAUUCCAUCUCCACAUAUUUCGAAUACCAAUGUUGUUCAAAUUAUCGUAAAUGCACAAUUACGAUCAGGUGUAAGAAGUUUGGUUGCAUUCGAUUAUCAAAUUCUUGAUCGUAAGUCUUUAUUUUCAAAUUAACUUAAAAAUAUCAGCUUUAUUUAGGCUGUAAUCGAACAAUUGAUACCAAUUCUUAUCGAUCUGGUCGUAUUACAAGUCCAAAUUAUCCGAAUGUGUAUGAUGGAAGUUCAGUUUGCACUACAGUUUUGGAAAAUUCAGAUGAUGUUACACAAUCAAGAAAAAUACUCAUCGCAUUUUCAAAGUUCGUCUUGGAAACUCAAAAUCCAAAUGUUCCUGGAAGCAGUGAUUGCUCAUUUGAUUAUUUGGAUAUUAUUGAUGAAGGUAAAAGUGUUGGAUCGAGUCGAAUUUGUGGAGACAAAGUUCCACCAUCGAUUUUCACAGCUGGAGGAGCAAGAGUUGCGGUCAGUUAUUUUUAUAUUUGGGAAAAUGGGCAGGUUCUUAAUUUCAACUUGAGUCAACAAUUCUUAUGGAAAUGCAUGCUUCUAACAGAGUUUUUAUUUUUUUUUUUUUUUUCACAAGUUUGUUUUUUUUUUUCAAAAUGCCAAUUACCUGGCUUUCAGACUUAUUUCAAAACGGAUCACAUAAUCAAUAAAGAAGGUUAUGAUGCCACGUAUCUCACAGUUGCACAAGAAAAAGAUGAUAUGAUUGAAUUUUCGGAUUCUUAUGAUCUUCAAGGUGUUGUAACUAAUAUCGGCUGGCCGAAUGGUUAUAACAAAUCUACUAGACAAAUGUAAGUUUUCUAUUUUCUCAAUAAAAAAUUAUUAGUAAAAUAACAGAUUUGUGAUUCGUCCACCAACCAGCCAUACUUGCAUUUUCAACGUGGAAGAGGUUAAUGUGGGAGUUGUUGAAAAUAUGGAUAAUUGUAAUUCGCAAGAUGAAUAUGUUGAACUUGAAGUCAUGUAUAAAAGCGACAAAAAGAGCAUUCGAGUUAGAGAUUGUUCAUAUGUAAGUUAUAAAAAGUUAUCUAAUAACAAUAAGUUCCAAAACAUUUAAAUUUAAGAGUAAGAGUUCGAUUUCGGCGAAUAGAGUUCAAAUGAAUGGUGAUGAUGAGAAUCGAUAUUUCAAAAUAAUUUUCAAAUCGGAUGAUUUGUCAGAAAAUGAUGGAAGAGGGUUCAGAGUUUCUUGGGAAUGUGAUAAUUAUUCGAAUUAA
This is a messenger RNA of Caenorhabditis angaria, 3495 nucleotides long. The record is from the annotation of a GenBank genome assembly. NCBI's taxonomy places the organism in Eukaryota, Metazoa, Nematoda, Chromadorea, Rhabditida, Rhabditidae.